Colletotrichum navitas is the source of this 1503-nucleotide messenger RNA. RefSeq lists its product as uncharacterized. The coding region runs from base 1 to 1503 and encodes 500 amino acids. NCBI's taxonomy places the organism in Eukaryota, Fungi, Ascomycota, Sordariomycetes, Glomerellales, Glomerellaceae. The record is from RefSeq and is a predicted model, not a curated record. The transcript has a single exon.
AUGCGAUGCGUAAAGGCCAAUCGACUCUGCGAGGGAUACGACGACCCAGACGCCCUGGUAGCGCAGCCCAAGAAGCCUCGGGGCCUGGCGCCGCUCGCCCCUCGCCCGGGGGCGGGGGCGGGGGCGGGGGCGGGAAGCGUCCCCCAAGGCGCCGACGUUCGCAUCCUGAUGACCCCCGGCGUGGAAGCGGCGCUGUUCCGCCACCAGAGGCAAUGGGACGCGUUCCAGGUUUUCGUCGUCAACCACGAGCAGGGCGACACCAUCUUGAGGGACGGCAUGGGGGUGAUGAUGCUGCAGUGCUCCCACUCCGAGACGGCCCUCCGCGAGGUCUGCAGCGGCAUCGGGGCGCUGGUCAGGGUGCUCGGCCACCACAUCUUCGACGAGGAGCCGAUGGACGCAGACUACAGCCAGGCCCUGGAGCACUACGGCCGGGGCGCCAAGGCCGUCGUCAGCGCCGGCACGGCGGCGGACAACCUGCCGAGCGUGAUCCUGACGUCGUUCCUGUUCGUCACCUUUGACAUGAUAGCCGGCAACGUCGCGUCCGCCGUCAAGCACCACAACCACGCCGUCGCCAUGAUGGAGCAGUACGUCGACGUCCGGGUCGAGCGCGAGGGGGUGCCGCUCGAGAGGCUCCGCUUCUCCCGCCUCGAGACCGGCAUGUACGAGUGGUUGCUGCGCCACGACACCCACCCCUGGGCCCUCGGCUUCGGCGGCCCGGAGUGCCUGCGGACCAUCGCCCCGGCCCGGAGGUUCCCGCACUGCCGCCACAGGCACACGAUGCGGGACAUCCCGGAGGCCUUUGACGCCAUCGCUCAGGCCACGUCCUGGUGGUACGUCGCGCAGCACGCCAUGCUGCACUGCCUGCACGAGAUCAAGCUCAAGACCAAGGCGAAGACCAAGACCAAGGUCCCGAAGGGCGGAGACGAGGAGGACGGCAGCAGCGCGGCGUCGUCCCUCUGGGGAGAAUGCGUCGCGAUCCUGCAGUCCUGGCGCGCGAGCUUCGCGCCUCUGCUGCAGGCCGCCAGACGGCACCGCGACCGCAGCUACCGCCGCUGGUUCAAGGCCAUGACGCUCGAGACGCUCUACGUCGAGACGCUCGCGGCCGUCCACGCGCGGCGGCCCGGGAACGGGAGCGCGGACGUCCUCGUGCCCCCCGCCGCCGUCGCCGCGUCGCCGCUGUACGUCGAGAUGAUCCGGCACGCCGUGCGGCUGGCCGAGGCGCUGGGGCCGUUCAACGGGGUGGAGACGCUGGUGGAGGAGAACGAUAUCGUGCGGCCGCUGGCGUGCGUGCAGUUCAAGACGCGGGACCCGGCCGUCGUGCGGGAGCUGACGGGCGCGCUGCGGCGCCUCGGCGGCGGAACGGGCAUCGCCGAGAGCUUGCUGUACAUGCGCGAGUUCCGGGGCCAGGGCCGGCCGCUGAAGGGGUUGGAGAGGGGCUGGGGCUUCGCCAUGACCUCGGCGGGGAUGACCAUGGGCGCCGAGUUGCUCGAUUACCUGGACUGA